Cyprinus carpio (common carp) is the source of this 1292-nucleotide messenger RNA. It is a transcript of the gene mppe1, whose product is annotated as metallophosphoesterase 1. Gene Ontology annotation, biological process: GPI anchor biosynthetic process. The transcript has 7 exons. The annotation marks the transcript as partial. NCBI's taxonomy places the organism in Eukaryota, Metazoa, Chordata, Actinopteri, Cypriniformes, Cyprinidae. The record is from RefSeq and is a predicted model, not a curated record. Gene Ontology annotation, molecular function: hydrolase activity.
CAGGACUGGGAAGAUGACGUCAGACGUUUUAAACGGAUCUUCCGUCAUCCUAGUGACACAGAGCUUGUGGUUCUUAUUGGAAAUCAUGACAUCGGCUUCCAUAAUGAAAUGACUAAGCAGAAGUUGGAGAGGUUUGAGAAAGUGUUUAACGUGACAUCAGCGCGGAUCCUCACCAUUAAAGGAGUCAAUUUUUUGCUGGUGAAUAGUGUUGCAUUACAUGGCGAUCACUGCCCCAUCUGCCAACGUGUGGAAAAGGAGUUACACAAACUCUCACAUGCUCUUAACUGCUCCAUUCAGAGUGAACAGCAUUAUGACCAGUGCAAGAACACAGAGAGUUUUGCCUCAACAGCACCUGUUCUACUACAGCAUUACCCUCUGUAUAGAGUGAGUGAUGCCAUGUGUACAGGUAUAGAUGCAGCACCUCUGGAUGAACGAUACCAGCUAUUUCAGGAGCGUUAUGAUGUUAUAUCUAAGAAUGCCUCCAAAAAGCUCUUGUGGUGGUUCAAGCCCGCCCUAAUUCUCAGUGGCCACACUCACCAUGGCUGUGAGGUACUGCAUGAAAACCUCUAUCCUGAGAUCAGUAUCCCAUCCUUCAGCUGGAGAAACCGCAACAACCCGAGCUUCAUCCUGGGCACAUUCUCCAGGUCUGACAUCCGGCUGUCAAAGUGUUUUUUGCCAGAGGAGAGGACUGUGUUAGCACUUUACUGCAGCAGCUGUCUGAUCAUUGCACUGAUAACACUCAGUCAUAUCAAGAUGUUCAGAAGAUCACUGCAUUUGCCAAAUAGCCUUCUAGUAAAGCACAAGACUUUGUAACAUGCACAAAAGGCAUGUGAGAGUUAUGUGGCACUGUUAAUGAUAACAGUGGUUUAACAGUAAGCCCUGAAUUUAUGUGCACAGAAACAAGAAAUUGUUGAAAAUAAAUUAUUUUACUGGUUUGGAUGUUCUCACAGCAUCUUUGAUUUCUGAUUUUAAAUGGUUAAUAAAUAAUUUUGAUGCACAAUAGUUUAAUUCAAACAGAAGUCACAAUUUCAAAACUCUUAACAUAGUGAAAUAGAAGUAUGUGCGGACCAAACUGUGAAUAUUUUGUUUUCCUUAGGAUUAUUAGGGCUCAAGCCCAAAGGGUGAGAGCCCUAUUGUUCUCUUUAGGAUUAUAAGGACCCGAGCCAAUAGGUGCAGGGCCCUCUUGUUCCCUUAAGGAUUAUUCUUAUUAGGGCUCAAGCCCAAAUCGGUACACACGUGUAGCACACCAUUACCUACAAAAAAGUCUCUUGGUACAAAAUCCAAAACCCAAC